Molecule: messenger RNA, 1257 nt
Organism: Trichoplax adhaerens
Lineage: Eukaryota; Metazoa; Placozoa; Uniplacotomia; Trichoplacea; Trichoplacidae
Exons: 9
Coding region: 1-1257 (418 amino acids)
Biological process (GO): L-leucine catabolic process
Cellular component (GO): mitochondrion
Molecular function (GO): flavin adenine dinucleotide binding; 3-methylbutanoyl-CoA dehydrogenase activity
Source: RefSeq, a predicted model, not a curated record
AUGCAUCGCAUGAUCUCGAAAUAUGUCAAUCGACCUCUUUUCAGUCGAUCCUUUAUCCAACGUUAUUAUCUGAGUAAUGUAGCUCAAGUUGAUGAUGCCUUAUUUCACCCGACUGAAGAAGAAAAGCAGCUUCGACAAACUAUUUUCAAAUUCGCCCAAGAAGAGCUAGCCCCUUAUGCGGCUGAAAUCGAUGCUAAGGAUGAAUUUACAGAAUUACGAUCGUUCUGGAGGAAGUUAGGAGACAUGGGUUUACAUGGGAUUACAGUACCAGAGAGUGAAGGUGGUGCUGGAGGAAGCUAUAUGGACCAUUGUAUUACAAUUGAAGAGCUAGCAAGGGCUUCCCCAUCAGUUGGUAUGAGCUACGCUGUCCACUCUAAUAUGUGCAUUAAUCAGUUGGUCCGAAAUGGAAAUGCAGAACAAAAAGCCAAAUAUCUUCCCAAGCUGAUAAGUGGUGAAUAUAUCGGUGCUUUGGCAAUGAGCGAACCAAAUGCUGGUAGCGAUGUCAUGUCCUUGAGACUUCGCGCGGAAAAACAAGGGAAUCACUACGUUCUAAAUGGAACUAAAUUCUGGAUUACCAAUGGGCCUGUUGCAGAUAUUAUCAUAGUUUAUGCUAAAACUGAUCCUGCUGCUCACCAACAUGGAAUAUCGGCAUUUAUAGUCGAAACGAAAACACCUGGAUUUUCGAUCGCACAGAAAUUAGAUAAACUAGGUUUAAGAGGCUCAGAAACUGGCGAAUUAGUAUUUGAAGAUUGCAAAAUUCCUGAAGAAAAUAUUUUAGGGCGUGUAAAUAAAGGAGUUCAAGUCCUGAUGAGUGGACUUGAUUUGGAAAGAGGAACACUGGCAGGCGGUGCUAUUGGCAUAAUGCAGUCGGUUGUUGACGUUGUCUACCCAUACGUUCAUACGAGGGAACAAUUUGAUCAGAAAAUUGGUCAAUUUCAGAUGAUUCAGUCCAAAUUGGCCGAUAUGUAUAACACCUUAAACCUGUGUCGUAGUUAUCUGUAUAAUGUUGUCCGAGCAUUUGAUAGAGGUGUUAUUAGAAGCGCAGAUUGUGCAGCAGCAGGAAUUCUGGUUGGAGAAAAUGCUACACAAAUGGCUUUAGAUGGUAUUCAAUGUUUAGGUGGCAAUGGCUACAUUAAUGAUUAUCCGACCGGACGAAUGUUGCGAGAUGCUAAGAUAUUUGAAAUUGCUGGUGGAACUCAAGAAAUUAGAAAGCUCAUCGUUGGUAGAAGCAUUAAUGCUCACUACAUGGGAAAGUGA